CCCAUCUCAGGCAGUUUAAGACCCGCCCUUUGUGGGUGGCUGCCUCAGCCCUGGGACCUGCUUAGAUCUCCCUAAGACUGAGAGCUGCAGAGGAGCUUGCAGCCCAGACACUGCUCUGAGACUCCAGUCUAUUCUGUCACUUGCUGUCAGGCUGUAUUCUGGGAGAAGGUGGAAGGAAGGAGAGAGACCUGGGAGCAGCAGAGCAAGCUAUCCUGGCAACCGAACCCUUCGAAUUUAGCUCUUCUCAAAGCCUCCCUUCUGGGUCUAUUGAUGCUGGACCAGGAAGGUUUGGAGGGACAGAGGGUGAAGGCUGCCAGGCCUGUGGCUUCAAGUGACAGGCCUCAAUGUACUCGGAGAUCCAGAGGGAGAGGGCAGACAUUGGGGGACUCAUGGCUCGGCCAGAGUAUAGAGAGUGGAAUCCAGAGCUCAUCAAACCCAAGAAGCUGCUGAACCCUGUGAAGGCCUCCCGAAGCCACCAGGAGCUACACCGGGAGCUGCUCAUGAACCACAGAAGGGGCCUGGGUGUGGACAGCAAGCCUGAGCUGCAGCGGGUCCUCGAGCACCGUCGCCGGAAUCAGCUGAUCAAGAAGAAGGAGGAGGAGCUGGAAGCCAAGCGACUUCAGUGCCCCUUCAAGCAGGAGCUGCUGAGAAGGCAGCAGAGACUCAACCAGCUGGAAAACCCACCACAGAGAGAAGAGGACCACGCCCCUGAGUUCAUCAAAGUCCGGGAAAACCUGCGCAGAAUCACCACGGAGGAGAGAGCACUGUAGAGUUCCCUCCACUCAGCUCCUGCCACUCACUCUGGUCCAGACUUCCUCCAGACCUCCUGAACCAGAAGGCCCUGGCACAUGGUGAUGCGGGCAAGGCAGACCUGAAAGGCUGACUGUCCCUGGGAAGCUGGGGAACUCGCACCCCAUAGGAAAGCCUCUGUACGGUCUUUUCCUUCAGAGCACCUAGCCUCCCAGUGCUAAGAGGAAGUCACUGCCAGGAAAGACUUGCCCAAGGUGCCCUCCCUGAUCCGACUCACUGAGUAGGCUUCCUUAGCAGAAGUGGGAAGGAGGGCCAAGUGUCCCUCCAUUUUGCCUUAGCUUCCCUAACAAGCCCCUGCUUUGGGGAGCAUCUCAGCUCGGGACUGACCUGAGGCCAAGAAUGUCUUGGAAACCACAGAGCAAAGAAGGGAUCUGUCUGUGGCAAGGAAGGGCGUGGGAGGCCACAGCAGGCUGUGGCCAGGUGGGAGAAGUCCUAACCAAGGCAGCUUCGGGCCUUGCAGGCUUGCCUCAUGCUUCAGCCUUUUUCCUCCUCUCCUGCCCUCCAUGAAUUGCCGACCACAUCUCACCUCAGUGCUCCAGCUUCCAGCUUAGAACAGGGCAUAGCCAACUUUAUUGUACAUACAAAUCAGAGUCCUGUAAACAGUCCCUGGAAGCUACAGGUCUAACACUCUCCCAGGGGAAAGCCCAGGACACUGGUUUGAGUAGAUAGCUAGGAUGCAGCACCCAAGAGUGGUGCAGUUUAGAAAUAUCCAACUCUCUUGGCUCCCUGGCCUGGAGGUCCCCAGUGCCAUCUCUAAAGCCCCCAAAAUUCUUCACUCACUAUCCAUACCCCCCCCCACACACACACACAGGGAUCAUUGGCCUGGAAAACUCUAGCCCAGCAAAUCCAAAUGUUCUUCUGAUUAUAACUGCCAAUCUUUGGUCUUUACUGGUGUAACCACAAUACAAUUCUAGCCAAAAAAUAAAAGAAAAAAAAACUUAGCUUUUUGGAAAACAGAUAUACAAUUCCCAAUCAGCUCUGGAAAGAGAUGGUAGUUUGAACACCCCACUGCCAUGGUGAUGGAAUGGCCGCUUAGGGUCAACAUUGCCAGCCACUGUCACCUGAGACCCCCCAGUCUGGAUCAUCUCCACUUCUUCCUCCUCAAAAGCCUCUUCCUGUGUGAAUCUUUUGCUCCUAUACCAUUUUGAAGAUCUACAGCAAGACCUGAAUCUUUUCCCUAAAGAAUGAAACCCAUGCUUCAGCUUUCAAGCCCUUUUUAAGAGUCGCCUUGGUUGUGGUGUCUCUUCACAGCGAUAAGAACCCUAACUAGAUAACUAGACAGCGUCAGUUAGGAAAUGUGAGCAACAGACUUACAGCACUGCCAGAGAAGUGCAGAUCUUCCUGUGAGCAUGCUGGGUGCUCUGGCUCCAGGAAAUGAUGGCAGCGAGCAGCAGGGUGUGGGCUUGACAGUGAAUGGAGAGUCUAUCUCUUUCCUGUGCAUGAUGCCAGCAUAGAUGUGUAAAUAGAAAUUCUUUCAUUCUCUCUCUCUCUCUCCCCGCCCCCCCCCCCGUGUGUGUGUGUGUGUGUGUGUGUGUGUGUGUGUGUGUGUGUGUGUGUGUGUGUGUGUUUGUGUUUUCCAGAUCUAGAGGUCUAAAUGCAGUGAAGCUGUCUUAGGUACCUGCUGGUGAGGUGUUAUGCUGAAUAUGUGUGUUUCCUAAAUAAAGACAGUGUUGAGGGUUGUGACUGUACAGGUUUAUGUGCUGUUCUGACGCGUAAAGAGAAGCAAGACAGGACAUCAGGGAUAGUGUAGGACCACCCAAGGGUCCUAGCAGUCCCUGGAGGAAAUGGAAAGUCACAGAUAUGAUACCCCAAAAGCACAAGGGACCUUAAGGCAGGUCAUUCAGGAGAACCAUGGCAGACACUUUGAUGUUCUGUGAAUCUGUUAGAUCCAACUCCAUCUUUCUCACCACCUCCCACCAGAGACUAUAAAUAUAGAUUCUCACUCUCUCAGCCUUCUCUGCAGGCUUGGGUGACCAUGUGACAAGAUAUGGCCAAUGAAAUUGAAGUAGAAGUCUCAGGAGCUACUAGAAAAUCCCAUGCUUUGCUGAGAGCCUCCCUCUGCCUCACCCUUCUUCCUGCUUGACUAGGAAUGUAAUGCCUGGAACAUUAGCAAUCAUGUUUCACUGAGGAAAAGGCCAAGAGAUCUAUAGACCUUGUGAUCAUUUGACCAAGCAAGUGCCAACAGCUCUCCAUGUCCAAACUCCUUGAAAAUAAAAAUAAACUCCUGUUUCUUUAAGCCAC
This is a messenger RNA of Peromyscus californicus insignis, 3051 nucleotides long. RefSeq names its product family with sequence similarity 107 member A (gene Fam107a). Bases 345 to 770 code for a protein of 141 amino acids. Lineage: Eukaryota; Metazoa; Chordata; Mammalia; Rodentia; Cricetidae. The transcript has 5 exons. Gene Ontology annotation, biological process: actin filament bundle assembly; actin filament polymerization; regulation of actin cytoskeleton organization. The record is from RefSeq and is a predicted model, not a curated record. Gene Ontology annotation, cellular component: stress fiber; synapse; neuron projection.